UUGCUAGUCAAAAUCGUUCACGUUUGUUUUGUUAUUCCAUCUUACAUCAUGUCGUUUUGCCGAAACUUUUCUCGUCGCUGGAAUCAUUUUGUGACCCUGAAGCAGUACGAAAACGUCCAGGCAGCACAAGGAAACCCACAAACGUUGGUGCAAAGAGUAACUCCAGUCGCCGGGGGGAAGUGCUUCCUGGCCUGGCAUCCGAAGCCGCAGUUUCCCUACGAGUACUCGAAGCCUAUAAACCCGGCGGAAAUUCAAUCCACAUCGUCUCUUGUUCGUGAUGAACUGGUGGCGGCCGGUGCGAGUAGCCUAAAAGCCAAGCACCCGGAGUUCGUACGUAGCGAGCUGGCCAGGGUUACGUACACAACCAAACACCGCUGGUUCCCUAGGGCUCGGGACAAGAAAGCAAAAACCACACCGAUGGAUCGCGAAUAUUUGUAAACAACUUAGUCUUUCAGUUGAAAGGAGUUUCGAGAACAAAAUAAACUAAUCCUAGACAUUCUAAA
This is a messenger RNA of Wyeomyia smithii (pitcher-plant mosquito), 503 nucleotides long. RefSeq names its product 39S ribosomal protein L42, mitochondrial (gene mRpL42). Bases 49 to 438 code for a protein of 129 amino acids. The transcript has a single exon. The record is from RefSeq and is a predicted model, not a curated record. NCBI's taxonomy places the organism in Eukaryota, Metazoa, Arthropoda, Insecta, Diptera, Culicidae. Gene Ontology annotation, cellular component: mitochondrial large ribosomal subunit.